Molecule: messenger RNA, 4266 nt
Organism: Miscanthus lutarioriparius
Lineage: Eukaryota; Viridiplantae; Streptophyta; Magnoliopsida; Poales; Poaceae
Source: the annotation of a GenBank genome assembly
AUGGACGCACCGACGAAGCGGCGGAACCAGCCCGGCGGCGCGCACCCUACACGCCGUAAGCACUGGGGUCCCGCGGCGAAGGACGCCUCCAAGAAUGGGGCUGCGGACGACGACGACGAGAUGGACAUGGACGAGACAGACUACCAUUCUGUGGCGGCUGAUGCAGCUGGUCCUGUGCCAAGGAAGGAGAAGAAGGGCAUGGAUUUUAGCCAGUGGCGUGAGUUUGUUGGCGAUGCUCCCCCCAAGCGGAGGCAGGGGAAGCCAGUGCAGGCCAAGAAACAGAGUGAUCAGAGAAUUGAUGCUGGGGCUGUGGCUUCUAAGGUUGGUGGUGUGGCAGCUACGGGGAGAGCAUUGGAGGGAGGUGCUAUGCGGCUUGACAGUGGAGAAUUGGAGGGAGGUGCUAUGCGGCUUGACAGUGGGAAUGCUAGGGAAGGACCAGGUGCUGUGCUUUCGGUUUCUGAUGUGGUGUCCAAGAAGCCAAUGAGUCAGGCUGAAUCGAGAGAUGAAUUGGUGAAGGCAGGUGAGGUUAGGAAUUCGACAUCACAAGCAGAGAGUAUGGACCUGGACGGCAGGGAGUCAUCGAUGGAAGCAGAGAUCAGUGCAGAGAACAUGGCUAGGUUGGCUGGGAUGUCUGCAGGGGAGAUUGCAGAGGCCCAAGCAGAUAUUGUAAAUAAGCUGAACCCUGCAUUGGUGGAGAUGCUGAGGCGGCGGGGAAGGGAGAAAUCUGGAGGCACGAAGGAUGUGGGUAAGGACAAGGGUCUGGAAAACUCAGGACCGCAGAAGACCAAAAGGGCUACACCAGGGGAUUGGUUGACUGCUGGUGAACAUAGUGGGCACUCUUGGAAGGUGUGGAGUGAGAGAGUGGAGCGGAUCAGGUCUUGUAGGUUCACAUUAGAUGGAGACAUAUUGGGGUUCCAAUUUUCUCACGAGCAACAAGAUGGCAAGAAGAUGCAUUCAGAAAGUGUUGCUGAGCGUGAUUUCCUUAGAACUGAAGGAGAUCCUGCAGCUGUUGGGUACACAAUCAAGGAGGCAGUGGCACUUACCAGGAGCAUGGUUCCGGGGCAGCGUGUGCUUGCAUUUCAACUUCUUGCUUCUAUUCUGAAUAGGGCAUUGCAGAACCUUCAUAAGAUUGAUCUAAUGGAUAAUGUUAAAGGAAUGAAUUCUAAUGAAGAAUUCGAUGACUGGCAAGCAAUUUGGUCCUAUGCCCUUGGGCCUGAACCAGAGUUGGUACUCUCCCUAAGGAUGGCUUUGGAUGAUAACCAUGAUUCUGUAGUUCUGAGUUGUGCUAAAGUAGUUAAUGUCAUGCUGAGCUGUGAGUUCAAUGAAUCCUAUUUUGAAUUUUCAGAGAAAGUAGGUAAUGGAAAAGAUAUCUGCACAGCUCCUGUAUUUCGUAGCAAACCUGACCUAGAUGGAGGCUUUCUUGAAGGUGGGUUUUGGAAAUACAACACAAAACCAUCAAAUAUACUCCCACAUUAUGGUGACAAUGAUGAGGACGAAGCUGAUGACAAGCAUACAAUUCAGGAUGAUGUUGUUGUGUCUGGCCAAGAUGUUGCUGCUGGUUUUGUUAGGAUGGGGAUACUUCCACGAAUCUGUUUUCUGUUGGAGAUAGACCCAUCUCCUGCUUUAGAAGAUUAUCUCGUAUCGGUUCUUGUAGCACUAGCCAGGCACUCUCCACAUUCUGCUGAUGCAAUCUUGAAUUGCCCAAGACUUAUUCAAAGUGUUACUAAGCUGUUGAUAAAUCAAGGAUCAAUGGAAAUUCGCUCCUCACAAAUCAAAGGGGUUACUCUCUUGAAGGUUUUGUCCAAAUACAACAGGCAAACUUGCUUGAAUUUUGUGAACCAUGGAGUUUUUCAGCAGGCAUUGUGGCACUGGUACAGAAAAGCUGGUACUAUUGAGGACUGGGUAAGAUCUGGAAAGGAAAAAUGCAAGCUUAGUUCAGCAAUGAUGGUUGAGCAGCUGCGGUUUUGGAGAACCUGCAUCUCUUAUGGGUUUUGUAUAGCUCAUUUUGCUGAUUUCUUUCCUGUUUUGUGUCUGUGGCUCAGUCCUCCUGAGUUUGAGAAACUAAGUGAACACAAUGUUCUUGUUGAGUUUAGUUCUGUUGCUAGAGAGUCAUAUCUUGUCUUAGCAGCUCUGGCACAAAGGUUACCGCUCCUUCAUUCAGUGGAGCAGCUUGCCAAUCAAGAUCUGGGAGUUUCUGCCAGUUAUAUUGAGACAUGUUCUUGGAGCCAUGUUGUCCCGAUGGUAGACUUAGCGUUAUCUUGGUUACAUCUUAAUGAUAUUCCCUAUGUAAGUUCACUAAUCAGCGGGCAGAAUAGGAAUACAGAGCACAUGGUAGAGGCAAGCUAUUUGAUUUUGGUGAUUGCUUCUGUGUUAGGCAUGCUUAAUUCAAUUUUGGAAAGAAUAUCACCAGAUGUCACUCCUGAGGAUAAAAGUUACAGCUUGCCCUGGAUACCUGAUUUUGUCCCCAAAAUUGGCCUGGGCAUAAUUAGUAAUGGAUUUUUCAGCUGCUCGGACACUGUUGCUGUUAGAAAUGCAGAGCAUCAGUCUUUUGUUCUUGGCGUCUUUGGUGCAGGGACUAUGUUUUAUGAGAUGCCAUGGGAGCCAAAAAAAGUUGUUCUGAGUGUUUCAAUGAGUCUGGAACAGAACAUAGAGAUGUUUGGUAGGGGAGGGCCAGCUCCUGGUGUUGGGUUUGGCUGGGGGGCAUGUGGUGGAGGGUUUUGGUCUCUUAAAUGCCUACUUGCACAAUUGGAUUCGCAAUUGGUUGUAGAAUUGAUCAAAUGUUUCUCUUCAGUUCAAGGAAGUCCUGUCAUCCUCGAUGAAGGUGUGAAGUCAGAUAAUGUGACUAACACAGUUGUGACAGCUUCAAAUUGGAUCAGUUCUUCCCUAGGGUUGUCUUUGAUUGCCGGACCUGGACAAAUCUAUAUGUUGGAGAAAGCUUUUGAUAUGAUUUUUGAACCUUCCAUUCUGAAGUAUCUCAAAUCAUCUAUACACAAAUUUGCCUCUGACAUGGAAUUACUGAAACCUUUUGAAUGGGACAUAAAUGAAGAUGAAUAUCUGCUCUUCAGCAGUGUUCUCAAUUCACAUUUCAGAUCCAGAUGGUUAGCUGUCAAGAAGAAGCAUUCAGAUAAAUACGCAGGAAAUAAUAGCAGCACUAAGAUUUCAAAAACACCAGAGACAUUGGAGACAAUUCAGGAAGAAACAGAAUUGACAGAAGCUGUAAAUCAACCUUGCAACACAUUAGUGGUAGAGUGGGCGCAUCAGAGACUGCCUCUUUCUGUCCAGUGGAUUCUAAGCGCAGUUUGCUGCAUUGAUGAUCCAAAAGGCACGCUCUCAACAUCAGCCAACUAUAUUCUUGAUGUCUCAAGGGCUGGUCUUAUCUUCCUUUUAGGUCUGGAGGCCAUUUCAGCUACCCUGUGCCUCCAUGCUCCUUUGAUCUGGAAAAUUCAUGCACUUUCGGUCUCUAUCCGCUCUAGCAUGCGUUUGCUACAAGAAGACAGAAGUAGGGAUAUUUUCUGUGCUUUACAGGAAUUGUAUGGCCAGCAUCUGAACAGGUUAUGCCAGAAAUUCUGUAAAUCUAACUCUGUUGAGGAAGUUAAGGGUGUUGCAGUGGCCACUUCAGAGGAAGCAAUGGAGAUCAGUAGCCUCGAAGUUCUCAGGUUCCAGGAGAAAAUUCAUGGAAGCUACACUACUUUUGUUGAGAGCCUAGUUGAUCAAUUUGCAGCUGUCUCAUAUGGAGAUUUUGUUUUUGGUCGGCAAGUGGCCAUUUAUCUGCAUAGAAAGGUUGAGCCAGCAGUACGGCUUGCAGCAUGGAAUGCACUGUCUAAUGCGUAUGUGCUUGACCUGUUACCCCCGCUAGACAAAUGCAUUGGCAACGCCCAAGGAUACUUGGAGCCUCUUGAGGAUGAUGAAAAUUUUUUGGAAUCUUAUGCUAAAUCAUGGACGUCUGGUGUCCUUGACAAAGCUUUACAGCGUGAUUCCAUGGCCUUCGCAUUGGCAAAGCAUCACCUUUCAGGCUUUGUCUUCCAGUCCAGCGAUUCUGGCAAAACGCUGCGAAACAAGCUGGUCAAAUCGCUUAUCCGGUGCUAUGCACAGAAGCGGCAUCAUGAGGCUAUGCUGAAGAGCUUCGUUCUGCAAGGCAUCACACAGGAUUCCAAUAGCAGUGGCAAUGAGCUUGAAUGGCGAUUCGAAAUCUUGAAGGAUGCCUGUGAGAUGAACUCCUCCCUCUUAGGUGAAGUCCAGAGGCUGAAGGCAUGUCUUGGCCAAUGA